CUGCGGAUCACUUGACAUGUCCCUUCCCAGGAGGGCCAGGCCAGGCACGCUCUGGCACCAUGGACCAAAGGGGGAUCCUGCUACACAACCUGGAAAGGGCCCAAGGCAAGAAGCUCAGCCAAGGAGAGUUUGCAGAGGAGUUUUUGAAGCUGAAGAGACAGUCAACAAAGUACAGAUCGGAUAAAAUCUAUCCUACAGCAGCGUCUGAGCAGCCAGAGAAUGUCAAGAAGAACAGAUACAAGGACAUCUUACCUUUUGACCACAGCAGAGUGGAGCUGUCCCUGAUUACAUCGGACACAGAUUCUCAUUACAUCAAUGCCAGCUUCAUCAAGGGUGUCUAUGGGCCAAGAGCGUACAUUGCAACCCAGGGUCCUCUCCCCACUACUGUCACUGACUUUUGGAGGAUGAUUUGGGAGUAUGAAGUCCUGGUCGUGGUCAUGGCUUGUAUGGAGUUUGAAAUGGGGAAGAAGAAAUGUGAGCGGUAUUGGGCAGAGGUGGACGGCUCCUCCCUGCACUGUGGCCCUUUCUCCAUCACCUGUGAGGCUGAGGAGAAGAGGAAUGAGUAUGUGAUUAGAACUUUAAAGGUGACCCUGAAUGAGGCAACCCGCACCAUCUACCACUUCCACUACAAAAACUGGCCGGACCACCACGUCCCCUCAUCCAUUGAGCCCAUCCUGGAGCUCGUCAGGGACAUUCGCUGCUACCAGCCUGAUGACAGGGUCCCUGUCUGCAUCCACUGCAGUGCUGGCUGUGGCAGAACUGGUGUCAUCUGCGCCAUCGACUACACCCAGAGGCUGCUGAAGGACGGGAUUGUUCCAGUGAACUUCAGUGUUUUCAGUCUGAUCCAGGAAAUGCGCACACAAAGACCUUGCAUAGUGCAGACCAAGGAGCAGUAUGAGCUGGUUUAUGAUGCGGUGAUUGAGCUCUUCAAAAGGCAGAUUCAAGCAUUCGAUGCCCAGAAAGAUUCUGCUGCUUCACAGGAAGGAGCAGGGCACCCUGUAGCCAAGCCAGUCCUGACUCCACUGGAAGACAUUUACGGCCUGAGUUUACUCACCUGCUCGGAGCGAGAGGAGCAGGCUCAGCAGCAGGACGGGCAUCGACAGCUCCGGCCAGUGGCACAGAGCAAAGUGUCCCUGGCGUCACUGUGUGCCCCUGGAGCACACAGCUCUGCCCAGGGAGUGCCCCCCAUCAGACAGGCCAUCUCCUUCAGUGCUCUGAACUCCAUCAGCUGUAGGCAGGCAGCUGCUGGGGAUGCCCCUCAGAAACACUGCAGCUGGGAGCUGGAGCUGGAGCCAAAGGGAGCAGGAGGGAGGGGGCCUGGUGCUAGAGCCCCUCUGGCAUGGACUGUAUCAACCCCUCUAGCACUGGGGCAGCGGGGAGAAGGCUUGGAAUGGGAUGCAGGGGAUGCCAAGCCUGUUUGGAGUCCACAGUGGCCAAAAGCCGCCCGCUCGAGCUUCCAGGAUGGGUUUUCCCCUGUGGACCUGAACCCCUCCAGAGGAGCAGCAGAUGCCCCCCCAGGCCACAGGAACCAGGGGCAAUGCCCUCACCCUUACCUGUGCUCAGCAGAAGACCCCUACUUCUUAUCACUUUCUCCAGACAAGCCUGUGUCCCCCAUGUUCCCCUUUCUGGAGGGGCAGGAUGAGCUCCUCCCUUCGUGUUCUGCCAGUGCCCCACUACAGCCCAGCACAAUCAGCUCCCCAUCAUUCCACCAUGCUCCCCGGAACCAGGAGAGGAUCUUCCCCUCGGCCCCCCUACCACAGCCUGAUGAUGAUGAUGCUCCUCCACCCCUGCCCCAGCGCACCCCCGAGUCCUUCAUUGUGGCCAGUGAGCCGGGGCAAUUUCCUCAGGCCACUUUGGAUUUCCAGCUUCCAGACAGAAAUCCAAAUAUUGGAACGUCCUGGGAGUGGAGUGGCGAGUCUUACUCAGAGGGGUUUCAUGACCCUGUGAGACUGAGACCAUGUAAGAGUGUGAAGCUUUGGAGCCCACAAACAGAGACAACCCAGGAUCCCUCUAAUUCUCCUCCUCCGCUUCCUGAAAGAACCCCGGAGUCGUUCGUUCUCGCUGAGGCAGCAAGUCUGCAGCCUGCUGCAAGAAACUCCUCGACUCCUGCGGGUUUGGAGAACAAGGGCUCAGAAACAUCAUCCAAAGAACUCAUGAAAUGCUUCAGGAGGAGCAAGAGCUUGAAAAUAUUGAAAAACGUGCGAAAAAGCAUCUGCAGUCCAUCUUCACUGACAAAAUCAUCAGAACCUGCCCCGACAAACUCUCCGAGGUCUUUCCUUAACUUUGGAACUCCAGAUGAAAAUGGCAAAACCCAGCGAGCUGACAGUCUUAUUAUGAAGAAAAUAAAGAAAAAAAAGAAAAAGAAACACCGGGAAGAUGUGAGGGGAAAACGUCUGAAGAUGUACAACAAAGAGGUGCAGACUGUGUGUGCUGGGCUCACUCGCAUUGACAAGGAGACUCUGUCUCAAGGACAGUGUGACAACCUGGAAAUGAACAAGGAAUCCUUCAGGUACCUGAAGGAUGAGCAGCUGUGCAGGCUGAACUUGGGCAUGCAGGAAUACCGGAUACCCCAGGGAGUACAAACCCCCUUUGUGACACACCAGGAGCACUCUGUCCGCAGCAGCUUCCUGAAGACUGGCACUAAAUUCAGUAACUUCAUUCACGAGGAGCAUCAGUCCAAUGGAGGUGCCCUGGUCCUGCACGCUUACAUGGAUGAACUCUCAUUUUUGUCUCCAGUGGAGAUGGAGAGAUUUGCAGAAGAGUUUCUUGCAUUGUCAUUCAGUGAAAAUGAUAAAAAUGCAGCAUAUUAUGCUUUAGCCAUAGUGCACGGAGCAGCUGCCUAUUUGCCAGACUUCCUGGAUUACUUUGCUUUUAACUUUCCAAAUACUCCAGUGAAAAUGGAAAUUUUGGGCAAGAAGGACAUUGAAACAACAACAAUUUCAAAUUUUCACUCUCAGGUCAAUCGGACGUACUGCUGUGGCACCUACAGAGCAGGACCCAUGCGCCAGAUCAGCCUGGUGGGAGCAGUGGAUGAAGAAGUUGGGGACUACUUCCCAGAAUUCCUAGAUAUGUUGGAAGAAUCUCCAUUUCUUAGAAUGACUUUGCCCUGGGGGACUCUUUCCAGUCUCAGACUUCAGUGCAGGUCCCAGAGUGAUGAUGGACCCAUCAUGUGGGUGAGGCCGGGAGAGCAGAUGAUCCCCACAGCUGAUAUGCCAAAAUCACCCUUCAAACGGCGCCGGUCCAUGAACGAGAUCAAGAACCUGCAGUACCUACCUCGGACCAGCGAGCCCCGCGAGGUCCUGUUUGAGGACAGGACCAGAGCUCACGCUGACCAUGUGGGGCAGGGCUUUGACUGGCAGAGCACAGCUGCUGUUGGGGUGCUCAAGGCUGUGCAGUUUGGGGAAUGGAGUGACCAGCCUCGUAUAACCAAAGAUGUGGUUUGUUUUCAUGCUGAAGACUUCACUGAUGUUGUGCAGAGACUUCAGCUGGACCUGCAUGAACCUCCAGUGUCACAGUGUGUUCAAUGGGUGGACGAAGCCAAACUAAACCAAAUGAGACGGGAAGGCAUUCGCUAUGCUAGGAUUCAGUUGUGUGACAAUGACAUCUACUUCAUCCCUAGAAAUGUCAUUCAUCAGUUCAAAACAGUGUCAGCAGUCUGCAGCUUAGCCUGGCACAUCAGACUCAAACAGUAUCACCCCGUGGGGGAGACUUCUCCAAAAGCAGAAAGCAAUUCAAGCCUGAGCAGUGAUGUUCCUGGAAACACAGAGGCAGAAGGUGAACCCCAAGGUGUGAGUGUAAAGAUAGAGUCUGAAGAACCAGGUAUAGAAAUUCAGCUUACCCCAGGGGUGCUCUCCUCCUCUGUUUCUUCAAUAUCAGGACUUGUGCAACCAGAUCAGGUGGCUCAGCCCCUUCCAGGUUUUAAAACAGAGUCUGAUCAGCAACACAAUCCACAGGAUCAUGCAGGCUCUUCUGUGUGAUAUGUAUAUAUUCAAACAUUUUUUAAACAACUUUUUAAAAUUUUGAUGUGAAGUUAUAGUUUUGUAACUGGCUUAUGUUUUAUUGGAGAAAUCUUGCCUAUAAUUCUAUAAAGAAAGGUGACAUUCCAAAAUGUCAAGCAUAUCUUUUUUACACAGAUUAUGCAAAAUUCAAGUUGUAUUUUAACCCCUUAGUACAACCUGUAACAGUGGUCUACCACUUCUUUCUGUUUAAGUGAAGAGAUGUUGAAUAUCUUCUCAAAGUCAGAUUGAAAUUCCUCCAGGAACAUGAAAUGAUUGAACUCACCAUUGGUCACUGUUAUUUCCCUACUUUUACUUUAUCUCUAAUCUUCACCAGAAAGUGAUGCUUUUGUAGAAGACUUGCAAAGUGACUUCCCCAUCUCAUUUUAAUUGCUUAAAAAAGUAAAAAAAAAAAAAAAAAAAAAAAAGAAAAAAAGAAAAAGAAAAAAUAGAGAAAGCACAGCACUUUUGAUGAUUUGUGGAAUUUUUGGUAUGUCUGUUCUUGACAUGUUGGUUUAUAUACAAGCUAUAGAAAUUGAUGUUUCUUACAGUUCCUACAAGGGUGACCUGUAAAAAGAACUGAAGCAAGUGUCUGAUUCCUGUUGAAAUGCAAUGACUUACUGACCUAACACUUCUCACAGCACUGCUUAUGUUGUUUGGUGUGAGGGUUUUUGCUUCCAAAAUACAUCUUCCCUGAACGUGAUAAAUGCUAGUGUCAAAAUUAGAGAACCUCUCGGUAGUCUUGUGGAGGAAACUGCUAUCUUUGAGCACUUUAAGGCUUUAAAAUACUUAACCAACUUGGCAGCUUGUUUGAUCGGGUCGUAACGUGUCCAAUGGAUUGGACUUUCCCUUGUACUGAUGCACUUAAUAUAAUAAUCAUUGAGCUGAUACCUGACUUCCUAGAAUAAGGACAGCCUUACUGUGUAAGUUCUGUAUUAGUAUUUCACAAUAAAAAGUAUUUUGGCGUUGGACUGCUUUUUCCACGUGUAGUUCCUGGGUGCCCAGUUACUGUGGAAAAAUCAGCAGCACAUGCUCAAUGUGUAGAGUGUCAGCUAUUAACAGUUUUUAAACGAUCUUUCAAUGUUUCUGGAUGUAAAUGUGUAAUCUGUAUUUGACUUUCACUCACCCCAUUUAUUACUGCCCUUUCCAGUCAUCAAAAGGAAAAGUCCCUUUUCCCUCUCCCUCCCCCCUCCCCACAUUUAGAAUACAAGUUGGGGUUUGGUGCAAACUAAGCUGUCUCCAGAUAACUUUAUUUGUUCUAAUCCUCACUGGGGUAGGAAAGAUUUGAAACACUAUGUUAGACUAGACAAAAGCAAAGAUGCUGUGUUAGUUCUGGAUGCAUCUUUUUAAUAUCAAUUAUUACUCUUCUCUUUAUAAGGGUCUCUAAAAUAUGUUACUCUAUUAUAAAUCUUACUUUGUGCAAUAUUGUUUGUGUAGGCUUUUAUAUACAUAUUAACACCUCAGUGUAGAGGUCACUAUUUUAAACUGAUAGAGAAAUAAUCCUCAGAAGAUACUGCAGUGAUUAGUUAGAACCUGUAUUACUCCUUAUGUGUAUGUAUGUAUUGUCUUCGGUACAAAAAUGAGGACUAGGAAAUAUUUCAAUUUAAAACUAAUUUACAGAUUGAAGUGGUAGUGACUCGUUUAGUAAUCUGUGUAAAUAAGGUGUUAGAAUGGAAAGCUUUUAUGAUGAGAAGUAAUGUGAUUCAUGCAGGGGUGUAAUUUAAUCUUAGCAGAAAUUCUAGAUGACUCAGUGCGGCUCAGAAACGAGCUGUCAGUUCUCUGGUGGGUUUUUUCCACUUUUUAUGUUGAGAGGAAUUUCAUAGCUUUAAGGGUUGUGCAAAGUAAAAUUCCUCACAGGCAAUAGUGGUUUCAGUUCAUCCUUCACAUUCAAAGAUUCCCCAGGGUGUUCUUUCCUUUUGACCAAGUCUGCGAGUCUUCCACGUGCCUGUUCUGCGCCUCUCCCGUGCUGCUCCCUGGCCCAGCCAGGGUGGCCCUUCCCUGGCAGCCAGCACUGAUCACUCAGGAACUGUCACACCUGCAGGGGCCGAGCAAGCCUGCAGAGGCAGCAUAAACAGUGAGAGCCCCCAUGCACCAACCUGUCUGUUUCUUGGGAAAAUUGGAAUGGAAUAAAGAGAGAAUACAUUUGGAAGUCCUUUGUAAAUUCUAAUAGCAUGUUUUCAAAUGGAUGAAGGAAGACUAGGGUGGUUUGUGCUACUUUCCAAGCUGUAGUUUUAGUGAAAUCAGUGACAACAGCCUGAAAUUCCUGGAAAAUGCUCUGACUUCCUCUUGCAUGGAGGUACAUGACCAAUAGCAUCAUGCUCUCUGUGCUCUGCUCAGUUACUAACUUAAAACCUAAUGUCAGAUUUAAAUGCACAUAAAUAAAGGUAUCUUUGAAUGACCUGAAUGUUGCUGAUGCUAUCCUAUUUUGAAAGACUGAGGGAGAGAGGAACAAGCUGUUUGAGAAUCUCUUACUAAAUCCAUGCUCAGCUUUGCUGUGCUUUAACUAAACUGGCAGGCUUUCAAAUUCCAUCUCAAGUCUGGAUGUAAAGUGUGAGAGGAAUUGCUUGGGAAGCUGCUCAUUCUCCAGCCAUUGCUUCAUUUGCCUGGAACAAAGCCUUGGUGGGACAAACACAAAUGUUUUCCAGCCCAAGACCUGUAGAACCCUGAUUUUUCAUGAGCUAGAGCAGUUUAGAGAGGAAGUAAUGAGUUCAGGCCACUUAGUGUUUGAGCAGAACAAACCCAGUAAAUAUUCCUGAAUAUCUCCUGUUCUGCUAUUUGAAUUUCUCCAAGAUUUCAUAAAGCGGGCUCCUUAAUGAGCUGAUCAAACUCUCGCACAUUUGAUGGCUUGUUCUAAGGCUGAGGAAGUUGGGGCUGUUCUGUGUGGACACCUCAGGGCCCCUUCCAUGCUCUGCAGGGGCUACAGGGAAGCUGGAGAGGGGCUGUUCAUCAGCAACUGAGUGACAGGACAAGAGGCAAUGGGUACAAAUCAAAAGAGGAGGAAUUUCAGAGAUAAGGAAGAAAUUUGACGGGUGGUGAAGAUCUGGUUGCCCAGGGAGGUUGUGGAUACCCUAACCCUGGAAGUUUUCAAAGCCAGGUUGAGCAGCCUGGCCCAGUGGGUGGUGUCCCAGCACAUGGCAGGGAGUUGGGAGAUUGGACUGGGUGAUUUUUAAGGUCCAUUCCAACACCUUAACGUUCUGUUAUUGUCAGUGGAAAGCAGAUACAGAACAGUUCCUAAAUUUGAAGGCUGCUGGUCAGUUCUGCAAAUCCUCAAUGCUCCAUUUAUGAGGAUCUGCUCUGUGAUGUGUGUCAGGUAGAAAAUACUCCAGCUUUGUGCUGGAGACAGCUGUCACUGCCCAAGUGCUCUGUCUGUGAAACAGAACUGAGGCUUAGACUUGACUUUAAAUCAAGUGCUGAUGACUAAAACAUCCCAGGGAUAAAGGCAAGUGGCUCAGCUGUGCUAGAAAUGGACCAGUAAAUGCAGUGUAAAGCUGAAAUACUGGCUGGCUUUGGUUUCCUCUCUCCUCUAGACAAGCUCCAGGUCGCUUGGUGCAGGUAUCUGCCACGUUCUCUUCCAGGAAGGGGGAGCACCACGACGUGUUCCCAGGGGAUUCAUAAGGGACACUUUUCACAGAGGCUCUGCUGUGCGUUCCUGCACGUUACAGUUCAGUUCCCCUGGACAAGGCAAAUUGUCAGAGCUUUCCCCAAGUUCAUAUCGGGCGUGACCGCCCCGGUUAGCGGUGUGAAUCAGCUGAGGGAUGAACUCUGCAGUUCCCGAGGAAUGUUGAGCCUGGGCAGCCUUGAGCUGGCUGAGGGGAGCGGGGGAAUCGUUUCCUCUCCCCCAGAGCCCGUUCUGUCCCUUCGUGUGGGCUCUGAGCAGUGCCCAGGGCACCCCGAGCAUUCAGACAAACACCCGCUUUCUGAUUUCUCUGUACAACAUGUAAAGAUACCGACUCCUGUAUUGCUGUUUCGUGAUUUAAUUUGAUUUGAUUGGCAGCUACGAUUAUUUUUUCUGUGGUUUUAAUUUAUCUAAGGUCUCUGCCUCCAGAGGACGUGUACAAUUGCCUGGACGACUGUUUGCUUUGUGCGGCCUUAGUGUAUUUAUUGACAUUCGCGCGUGUGCUGGGGCGGCCCCGCGCCCCCCCCGCGCUGUCGGUAGCUGACUGUACACCAGUGUCAAACUGUUAAGCUAUUUCUUUGUAAAAUAGUCCUGCGGAAUGCAUAG
This is a messenger RNA of Pseudopodoces humilis (Tibetan ground-tit), 8217 nucleotides long. Lineage: Eukaryota; Metazoa; Chordata; Aves; Passeriformes; Paridae. The record is from RefSeq and is a predicted model, not a curated record.